This is a messenger RNA of Serendipita indica DSM 11827, 1401 nucleotides long. The record is from the annotation of a GenBank genome assembly. Lineage: Eukaryota; Fungi; Basidiomycota; Agaricomycetes; Sebacinales; Serendipitaceae.
AUGGCAAGCCCGCAGAUCCAAACUGCAAUCGACAAGGCAGAUGAACUACUCGAGAGCUCUCGUCAGCAAGGCCUUGGGACGACCAUCCGCCGCGACAGAGUCAACAAGGCUCUCUUGACUCUCAACACCGCCGAGUCCCAGUGUGUCAACAAGAUGGACUAUAGUUUACUCCAGCGUCGUCUCUUGACCGCAAAUGCACGCGCCAUUGAGGAGCUACAUGUCGGAGGUCUUGUAAAGCGUGACCUCCAUCAGUUGCUUUAUUUGUUUGAUCAGGCCCUCACUGUCUGGCGCUGGCUGCAUGCCAACGACCAAAUCACCCCUCAAGACGAAGCGACUGUCUCAGAAUUUCACCGUGUACUUUCAGACGUCAUUUUCAGCGAGCACAAGGGUAUUGAGCGACAGGAUUUGCUGCAUGGAGUCCAGCGACAUCUCGACCGCGCAGUCCGAGCCAGCAAGUCAGACUCCUAUAUCCUCGUCCUCUUCUACGAGACCAGCGCUUCUCUUAUCGAGCAUUGCUUCCAAGCAUCGGUUCGCUUGUAUAAUGCGAACAAUUGGGCCAAAGCGAUGAGCCUGCUCAAGUCGAAAGACUCCGAGGUCGACGUAUUGGUAGACCUCGAGGAGAGAAUCAAGACUCAGGGCAUUAUCUACAAAGAAUCUUGGUGCCUCGACUCCCUUCUUGGUUUCAGUCGUGCCCAAGUUCUUCGAGAAGAGACCAAUAUGCAACUUUCGAGAUGCCAGGCCUUUCAGCUACUCCACUCGGGUGACAUUCAUUUCAAAGAGGCGAUGGAAGGCGACCCAGAAGAGGGUGAGACACUCGCAAGGGCACUCCUUGCUCAGGAUGAUUACCGCGUUGCUCUCAACUAUGCAGCAGGAAGCGACAUCGAACUCGAGGGUCUGAUCAUUUCCCGUCUUGCUCGAUUCUUCGCAAAGGUGAUCAAAUUGCCCGUCGUUGCGCACCAGCUCUAUCUUCGAGCAGUCCAGCUUGCAGCCGCACUCGCCCCUACGUUGCCCAAGGGAGAAUGGUAUCAAGAGUGUGUCACCGCCGUCCAGGCGCACCGCGACGCGUUGGCCGCUGCCGAGGCAAAGGAGUGGGAAAAACAACGUGCACCGAUUCUUGAAAAGAUAGCCGACCAGAUCACCAAGUUGAAAGCGGGGGAGAGGAAAACCAACGCCGAGUUUGUCGCUUACAUUUUCAAAGAGUUUCCACCCAAGACCGAAGGUCCAGCCGAGGCGCCAAUCGACAAAGACGAUCCAAGCAAUAUUUCCAAGAAGAACUUUCUCAAGGCCGUCCAAAGGUACCACAGCGACAAGAAUAUGGGCUGGGGUGACGAAUGGCGCGUGCUGAGCGAAGAGAUCUGCAAGGCACUCACCGCCCGAUACAAUACGAUGAAGGGUCUUUGA